Malurus melanocephalus (red-backed fairy wren) is the source of this 1328-nucleotide messenger RNA. It is a transcript of the gene PPCDC, whose product is annotated as phosphopantothenoylcysteine decarboxylase. Gene Ontology annotation, cellular component: phosphopantothenoylcysteine decarboxylase complex. Gene Ontology annotation, molecular function: phosphopantothenoylcysteine decarboxylase activity; FMN binding. Gene Ontology annotation, biological process: coenzyme A biosynthetic process. Bases 106 to 792 code for a protein of 228 amino acids. The record is from RefSeq and is a predicted model, not a curated record. NCBI's taxonomy places the organism in Eukaryota, Metazoa, Chordata, Aves, Passeriformes, Maluridae. The transcript has 6 exons.
UGGGGUUUCUCGGUGCUGUCGUAUCGUACGCUCCUUUGGAGCCGUUGUCAGCAUCACUACCGCAUUAAAAGUCGAUUUAGUUAAUCCUUAAGGGCCAGUUAAUUAAUGUGUUUGCUGGUGGGUGCUUCCCCACAGCUGCGUUUGGAGUUUGAUUGGAGCAUGGAGCCCAUCUCCCUGCCAGAAUCAGGGAUUCCUGCAGGAAACAGCUCAUCUGUGCCACAGAAAAAAUUCCAUGUCCUGGUGGGAGUGACUGGAAGCGUGGCUGCSCUGAAGCUGCCCCUGCUCGUUGCAGAAUUGCUGAAAAUCCCUGGGCUUGAGGUACAGGUGGUCACUACUGAGAGAGCAAAACAUUUCUUCAAUGCCCAGGAGAUUCCUGUGACCCUCUAUGGUGACGAAGAGGAGUGGCAGCUKUGGAAGGGCCGCUCGGACCCCGUCCUGCACAUCGAGCUCCGGCGCUGGGCUGACCUCAUGGUGGUGGCACCUCUGGAUGCCAACACGCUGGCAAAGGUUGCCAAUGGCAUUUGUGACAACCUGCUGACCUGUGUGAUCCGCGCGUGGGACCUGAGCAAACCCCUGCUCUUCUGCCCGGCCAUGAACACGGCCAUGUGGGAGCAUCCCAUCACAGCUCGGCAGGUGGAGCAGCUCAAGGGCUUUGGCUACAGCGAGAUCCCCUGUGUGGUGAAGAAACUCGUGUGUGGGGAUGAAGGCCGAGGUGCCAUGGCAGAAGUKUGGACCAUCGUGGAAAGAGUUAAAAGGAUCCUUGAAGAACGGGAUAUGCCAAGGCAGAGCUGAUGUUUUUGGCAUGUAAAUGGUGGUUUUGUGCCUUCCUGAUGGUUUGGAGAUAAACCCAGCAGGAAGCCAGGCUGGGCUGCCCUGRUACCCAUGGCAUGCAUACCUUUAAAUCAUACCUGAAAUCUUCAACAGAAUGAGCCAACGGUUGUCUUCCAGCUGGUGYCAAACUGAAAUGUGGUACCUCACCACAGACUUUGCAAAACCAGAGCCAAGAAUGUGCUGCUUUUGUGUGGAAAACCCUGUGGUAUCUUGCAGGGAGGGAGUAACGUUCCCAAGGCUGCUCAGCCCUCAGUGCUUCACACGUGCUCCGUUCAGGGUGGGAUACAGAAGAAGGUGUUGAGCUCCAGUGGUUCUAGAGAGAAAAAAACCCUGAAAUCUCUGGUGAUGGGGCAUUUCCAGCUCCUUCCAGCAAGUGUCUUCUGGACCAUUCCUGCUGUUCAAAGCUGUGCUGGCUGCACRUUCCCAGCAGGAGUCACUGUCAAAAAUGUUUUCUGUCCGAGGACUUAAUAAAGAAGAGUUUUUAAUCCUGCCCCAGA